UACUUUUACUUCGCAGUUAUAUUUGUUGUUGUAUCAUCUCUUCAAAUAACGACACAUCAUCCUCUCCCUACACUGUUAUGCUACGACGUAACAUGUUGUUCCAGAGUAGCGUUAAAGCUAGCGUGGUUCAGGCUAACGUUAGCUAGAAGCUAGCUAGCGAUGGAGUAACGCUAGAACACUUGUGCUCACAAUAAGUUAACGUUAAAUUAUAAAUGAACCUGUAAGGUCACAUGCACUUUUCACAACACGUUUAGACAGUUACUACCGUAUAAUAAAUGGCAAACGUUUCAUUUCUACAUGUUAGUAGGCGUAACCGCUAGCUUCGAUUGACUUGCUCAACGUUAGCAUAAUGCUAACUAAUCUAACGUUAGCUAAGAGAUGACACAACUAAUUACAUGUCUUAAGAACGUUUGCUGAUAUUUAGUGAAAGUACUUAGCAUUCACCGGUGAAAGUACUUCGCGUUAAUGCUACCCAAAGUUACUAGACAUCAGAUGUUUCUAACUUUGAGAGUGUCAUUGUUGCUAUAUCCCAAUCACGGUGAUGAUUCUUCUCCAGCAAAAUAAGAACUUGUCAUUUUGUAAAUUAAGUUUGAGCUUUGUAAUGUGCCUCUGCCACACGCCGGGUCUCGGUGCUUGUUGUACAUCCUAACUGACUAAUUGUUGUCAUUUCCUUUGAGUACAUGUUGUAUAGUUUUGUAAUAAUUACACUACAAGACUCUAAAGCAGUGUUUUGUGUACUACCUUUUUCCCCAGCAGACAAUGAUCUUCAAGGAAGUGAUGGAUCUGGGAGUUUGGGUGGCCCAGAUGUCCGCAGACGAAUCCCCAUCAAACUCAUAUCCAAGCAGCCCCUAAGGAGCAAACCUCCGCCCCGCACCCAGAGACCCAGCAGCCGGCCAUCUAAAAGUGAGGGUGGAGAAACCGAUAACUUUGGCUUUAAGCAGGAGGAGAGGUUUGAUUGUGGAGCUAAAUCUGGUGAUGUGUUCGCAACUCAGAGGAGAUUCCCCCAGGCACUGUUUUGGGACUAUAAGUUAAAUUUGAUUGGAGAAAGGGAUGAAGUACCAAUUCACUUUUGUGAUAAAUGUGGGCUUCCUAUCCACCUAUAUGGACGAAUGAUCCCCUGCAAACAUGUGUUCUGUUAUGACUGUGCUUUGCUUCAUGAGAAGAAAGGAGAUAAGAUGUGCCCUGGCCUCACCAUGUUCAACUGCACAGACCCGGUGCAGCGCAUCGAGCAGAGCCUGCGUGGUUCCCUCUACAUGUGCAGCGUCGUGCCUGGAUGCAAGCGCACCUACCUGUCUCAGCGCGACCUGCAGGCCCACGUCAACCACCGCCACGUCAGAGUGGCCAAGUCGUCUGCCGGCCGACAGGAGCCCGUGCACCUGCCCCCCCAAUCCGAGGUCUCCGACCGUUUCCGCGCGCAUCCGCCUCACCUGCCCAAGAACCACGUUCACCUGCCCAACCCGCUCCAGCACAGCAGUCACGACCCCUACAGUCAGCCGCCCCCGCCCACAGCCCACGAAGCCCCGCCCCCGACCGCUCUCGGUCCCGAGACAUUCCGCAUCUCCACGGUGACGACCCGCAAGCACAGCAAUCUCAUCACCGUGCCCAUCCAAGAUGACUCUUCCUCUAGGGAGCCCCUCUCUGGUGGGCCGGGCCCCGCUCAGCCACCACACCACCACCCGGGAGACUAUCCUGGUCAGCCCCCUGUAGUGUCCCACUCUCACCACAUGAUGGCCCCACCGCAGCAACACUUCGGCCCCCCACCUCCCCCGCCUCCUCCCAUCAGCCACCCCAUGCAGCACCCUCCCCAGGCCUCCGGUACGCCACACAUGGUGUACAACCAGGCCCCUCCUCCCCCCAUGUCCACAGCUCCUCCACCAAUCACUCCGCCGCCAGGGCACAUCAUGGGCCCGAUGCCCCCCUAUAUGAACCACCCGCCCCCAGGACCGCCACCACAACACAGUGGCCCCCCAGUCAACGCCCCCCCACCUCAUCACUACAACCCCAACUCCAUGCAGCAGUUCCCCGAAGACCAGGGAACCCUCAGUCCCCCUUUCAGCCAGCCAGGAGGGCUCAGUCCCGGGAUGUGGCCCGCUCCGAGAGGGCCCCCACCACCACGAAUGCAGGGUCCUCCCCAGGGCCAGAUGCCUGGACCUCACCACCCAGAUCAGGGCCGAUACCGGCCUUAUUAUCAGUAAACUGCCAACUAAAUGAACAGGCAACAACCUGCUUCAUUCAGUUCCAUGCCACGCGUCUGAAUAAUGUGAUAGUAGACCUCAGGGUUUUAGGACUUUAAUUUUGAUAAGACAUCCCCCCCCAAAUGCAAAUGUGUAUGUGCUGCACAUUUUAGUUAAAUGUACUGAACCUCCCGCUGAACAAUUGAAUUGGAAUAGACUUUGAGAGGAACAGCAAUGUCCCUUUUUUUUCUUCUUUUUUUUAUAGCUUAUGGUAAAUAUUUCUGUAUAUAUGUCAGCUGAAUUCACACAUAUGUACUGUACAUUGAAAGACGCCAACUAUGUCUCAAUAAAUUUUUAACGGCA
Molecule: messenger RNA, 2537 nt
Organism: Anarrhichthys ocellatus (wolf-eel)
Lineage: Eukaryota; Metazoa; Chordata; Actinopteri; Perciformes; Anarhichadidae
Gene: cbll1
Product: Cbl proto-oncogene-like 1, E3 ubiquitin protein ligase
Exons: 5
Coding region: 681-2195 (504 amino acids)
Biological process (GO): protein ubiquitination; regulation of cell adhesion
Molecular function (GO): ubiquitin protein ligase activity
Source: RefSeq, a predicted model, not a curated record